UCUGCUACCAGUUUCCUCACCAAGAUAUCCAAAAGAAAAAUAUUAGCGAUGGCUAAAUACACAGCCUUCAUUGCCCUCAUCUUCUGUCUUCUCCUUGUUGCUGCUACUGAAAUGCAAAUGGCAGAAGGAAAAUACUGCUGGAAGAAAAGUCACAAGUGGCAUGGGCCUUGCCAGUAUUCUUACAAAUGUAGCCACCAUUGCAAGCACUAUUUUGGAGCUGAAUAUGGAGUUUGUAAGAAAUAUCAAUGGGGAAAAUAUGCUUGCUAUUGCUAUUCUCCUUGCCAUUAAUCAUGAGGAAUUAACUUCAGAGUCUCAACGAUUGACUUGGAAUGAUAUAUAUAAAUAAGAAGAUGACUUUUUGUGUUUGCAGAGUACUAAAUACUGCUUCAACAAUCAGUUAGUGUGAUUUUGUUGUGUGUUUGUUGUGUCACAAUGUAAUAAGUUUUGUUAAGUCUCUAGCUUCACUUUUUUGGCCGAGCUAAUUGCAUUUGCCUGAACAAUUAUGUUGCUUUUCAUUUUAUUUUAUGUUUCUAUAUUGGUGUUUAAUUCGA
Messenger RNA from Nicotiana tabacum (common tobacco), 551 nucleotides. The record is from RefSeq and is a predicted model, not a curated record. NCBI's taxonomy places the organism in Eukaryota, Viridiplantae, Streptophyta, Magnoliopsida, Solanales, Solanaceae.